Molecule: messenger RNA, 735 nt
Organism: Phyllostomus hastatus (greater spear-nosed bat)
Lineage: Eukaryota; Metazoa; Chordata; Mammalia; Chiroptera; Phyllostomidae
Product: carbonyl reductase [NADPH] 2-like
Exons: 8
Coding region: 1-735 (244 amino acids)
Biological process (GO): glucose metabolic process; xylulose metabolic process
Molecular function (GO): carbonyl reductase (NADPH) activity; L-xylulose reductase (NADPH) activity
Source: RefSeq, a predicted model, not a curated record
AUGCAGCUCAAUUUCAGCAGCCUCAGGGCCCUGGUGACAGGGGCAGGGCAAGGGAUCGGACGCCACACUGCCAAGGCCCUGCACGCCUCGGGGGCCAGGGUGGUGGCCCUGAGUCGCACCAGAGCCAACCUGGUCAGCCUCUCGGAGGAGUGUCCCGGGGUAGAGACCGUGUGCGUGGACCUGGGCGACUGGGAGGCCACGGAGCGGGCGCUGGGCGGCGUGGGCCCCGUGGACCUGCUGGUGAACAAUGCCGCCGUGGCGCUGCCGCAGCCCUUCCUGGAGGUCACCAAGGAGGCCUUCGACAGGUCCUUCGGCGUGAACCUGCGGUCCGUGUUCCAGGUGUCCCGGGUGGUGGCCCGAGGCAUGAUCGAGCGCCGGGUGCCUGGCUCCAUCGUCAACGUCUCCAGCAUAACAGCCUACGUCACCUUCCCCAACUUCGCUGUCUACAGCUCCACCAAGGGUGCGAUGACCAUGCUGACCAAAGCCAUGGCCUUGGAGCUGGGGCCGCACAAGAUCCGGGUGAACUCCGUGAACCCCACGGUUGUGCUGACGGCCAUGAGCCAACAAAGCUUGAGCGACCCCGAGUUCGCCCGGAAGAUUAAGGAGCAGCACCCGCUGAAGAAGUUUGCAGAGAUGGAGGACGUGGUCAACAGCAUCCUGUUCCUGCUCAGCGACCGCAGCGCCUCCACGAGCGGCUCCAGCCUCCUAGUGGACGCCGGGUACCUGACCUCCUAG